AUGCGAGCCAUGGCAGACCAGGCUGCGGUGGCAGCAGACGCCUCUCCAGCCCUGGCACCGUCCCCGGGCUCACCUCGGCGUGGGGACAUCGAGGGCUCGACGCCACACGCCGGCGGCACCAGGGAGGACGGUGGCGGCCGGGAUGGCUGCGGGCUCCUUCCCACGGUGGAUGGGGACGCGAAGCGUCCCCCGUCACCCCAGACAGGGGGGAUGCUCCUGGCCGACCUCCCGCGGGUCCCCCAGCCCCGGCUGAGCCCGGCCAAGUCGCGCACGGCUCCGUCGUCGCCCAGCGCGUCCCCGUCGGAGAGCCGAACCGCGCUGCUCCGGCUGCGCGACGCCAGGCUGGAGGGCACCAAGAGGAGGCUGUCGGAGGCCGUGCAGGAGCCCCUGAGCCGCCUCAGUCGCCUCAUGGCCGAGGACAGCAGCCCCACGGGCCGGACCAAGGAGCCGGGGAGCAGCCCCGGGGGCAGCCGAGGGGCUGGGGGACGCCGGGUGCGGGACUGGACACCCUGGGAGCCCACCCUGAACUGCCGCUACGAGAUCUGCUCCUACGGGGACGUGAUCCAGGUGGUGGAGGUGGCACAGAGAGACACGAAACCCCCUCUGCCAUCGCCCGAGGAGCCGCCGCCGCCACGGUCCGGGGGCUCCGUGCCGGGCAGGGCGCUCGCCUCCAUCGCCCUGCUCGCCUACGGCUACCUGGUGCUGCCGCUGCCGCCCUACGCCGCCGGGCUCUGCGUGGGGCUGCUCUGCGGGAUGCUCCUGGGCUUCCUCGCCAUCCUCCUCCUCGUGCCCAAGGCUCCGCCGGUCACUCGGGGACCGUGGGGCGGUCUGCGCCCCAAGCUGCUCCCGGCGGAGCCGCGGGAACCGCCCCACCUGCAGGGCUGGAUGAACCAGCUGCACGUGUACGACCCCGAGCUUUUCCACCCGUCGCUCACGCACUCGGUGCUCGCCGUGCUGGACGGGGCCACCCUCAAGCUGUCCUACCCCAAGAGCAACAUCCCGCGCCGAGCCACCUUCGAGGAGGAGAUCCUGGACACCGUGUUUGUCAGCCACCGCUGCUACGACCUGACCGAUGCCAAGGUCUUCCUGUGUCCCCCCAGCCUGGCCCGAAAGAGGACGUGGAACAAGAAAUAUCCCAUCUGUGUGCUCCUCCCCGAGGCGGCAGAGGGAGAGGGCAGGAGCAGCGAGGAGCAGGACACAGAGCUGCAGGGGGAUGAGGGGACCAGGAAGGUGGCGGUGGCCGGGCAGGACAUGUCAGGGGACUGCAGGGACAGGUGCCUGUACCUGUUUGGGAGGACGGGGCGGGAGAAAGAGGAAUGGUACCAGCACCUCUUGCAAGCCUCCCGUGGGACACCCAGCAGCCACGGUGACACCAGGGCAGGCAUGGGAUCAGCUCCACAAAGCAGCGGCAGCAGCAGCGGAGGCAGCGCCGAGGACAUCCCAUCCACGGAUCCAGCCAGGGAUGUGUCAGGAAGCACUGAGGAGAUUUACCUGGAUUACAGCACCUACAUGGCCCGAUUUGUGCCAGCACAGGGGGCACCCAGCCCGGAGCGGAGCCCCUCUCACGGAACUCUGGGCAGCCCCACACCCACCAAGGGGCUGGUGGCUGCUGUCCCCCCCCAGGUUGGCGAGGACACGGCCAGCAUGGCCUGGAUGAACGCGCUGGUGGGGCGCAUCUUCUGGGACUUCCUCAGGGAGCACUACUGGGCAGAACAGGUGUCCAACAAGAUCCAGAAGAAACUGAGCAAGAUCAAGCUCCCAUAUUUCAUGAACGAGCUGACGCUGACGGAGCUGGACAUGGGCACAUCCAUCCCCUCAGUACUCAGUGCCUCCAACCCCACCAUCAAUGAGCGAGGGCUCUGGGUGGACAUGGAGGUCACCUACAGCGGCUCCUUGCAGAUGACACUGGAAACAAAGAUGAACCUCAGCAAGCUGGGGAAGGAGAGCUCUGCAGAGGAGAGUGGCCCUGCAGAGGCAGGCAGAGAGGGGGCCAGGCCAAGGCUGAUCCUGCUGGCAGACAGCGAUGCGGAGUCGUCCAGCGCCGGCUCCUCUGACGAGGAAGAUGUCACCACUGCAGAGCCCGCGGGAGCCCCGGGGGAGCGGCUCCCCCCGCCCGGCACCGAGGGCCACGUCAGCAGCAACAGCACGAGCCGGAAGAUCCUGCGCUUCGUGGACAAGAUUGCCAAGUCCAAGUACUUCCAGAAGGCCAAGGAGAACGAGUUCAUCAAGAAGAAGAUGGAGGAGGUUUCCAACACGCCGCUGCUGCUGACGGUGGAGGUGCAGGAGCUGGCAGGAACCCUGGCUGUGAACAUCCCCCCACCACCGACCGACCGUGUCUGGUACAGCUUCCGAGUGCCCCCACAGCUGGAGCUGAAGGUGCACCCCAAGCUGGGUGAGCGGGAGGUGACAUUCCUGCAUGUCACUGAGUGGAUAGAGAAGAAGCUGAAGCACGAAUUUCAGAAAAUUUUGGUGAUGCCGAACAUGGAUGAUCUCAUCAUUCCCAUCAUGUGCUCUGGCCUGGAUCCUUGGCCACCUACCAUGGGACUGCCCCAGGACCUGCCAGCCAAGGGGAACAGGAGGCUCUGA
Cinclus cinclus is the source of this 2586-nucleotide messenger RNA. Its product is annotated as testis-expressed protein 2-like. The coding region runs from base 1 to 2586 and encodes 861 amino acids. Gene Ontology annotation, cellular component: endoplasmic reticulum. The transcript has 11 exons. The record is from RefSeq and is a predicted model, not a curated record. Gene Ontology annotation, molecular function: lipid binding. Lineage: Eukaryota; Metazoa; Chordata; Aves; Passeriformes; Cinclidae.